Molecule: messenger RNA, 5718 nt
Organism: Microplitis mediator
Lineage: Eukaryota; Metazoa; Arthropoda; Insecta; Hymenoptera; Braconidae
Product: protein PFC0760c-like
Exons: 3
Coding region: 197-5473 (1758 amino acids)
Source: RefSeq, a predicted model, not a curated record
UCGAAAUGCUCGAAAUGCUCGAAACGUCGAAAUAUCGAAACAAAUUUAUACCAUAAACCAUAAAACGGAUAAAACGUAUAACGUACAACACGUGUUAUCACGUAACCAAAUUAUUCUUUUAUACAAUUAUAAAAUAUCAAUUUCGUUAUUUUUUAAUUCAUUUGUUUAAUAUUACAAUACUGAUUAAAUAAAAACAAUGCCACGAUCCACAAAAGAAUCGUCAGAUGAUGAAAACGAAGUUAAAAAUGCUGGACGACGAACAAAAACGAUAGUCAGCAGUAGUCUUAAUACUAUAAUUGAUUCACCAUUACGCCGAAGUACGAGAAAUAAACAACAAACUAUUUCUUCUCUUGAAUCAAAUGAUAUUAAUGAUGCUUCAUCGACAUCAACAUCAACCUCAACUUCAACGGUCUCAGCACCAGUUAGUUCACUACAGUCGGGAAGAAAUACCCGACGAAGAACGAUAACAACAAUACCGGAAUCAACAACUAUUUCAGAGUCGUUAUUAUCAUCAACUCGAUCAUUACGAUCAAGAAAAACUUCAACAAAUUCAACAACUUCAACGACUUCAAUGGAUAACAUUUUCAUGGCAGAUCCUGUUGUCGUUGUGACAGACUGUGAAUCACUAAAAGAUUCUGGUAAAUCUCGUGUUACCCGAAAAAGUAUUUCAACAACAGCAGCAGCAGCAGCUACAGCAAUAGUUACAACAACAACAACAACAACAACAACAUCUGUUUCAUCUGUUUCAUCUGUGAAUACACCACCUACUACUCGAUUAAGACGUUACAUGAGAGCUGGAUCAGAAUCAAAAACUAUGUCACCUAGCAACACUGUAAGAAUAACUCGGAGAACUAGAGCGAGCUCAGUUGAUUUGGAAGAACAGCGUAAUGAGGUAAAACCACUAACUUAUAAUACUAAUAAUAGUAGUGAUAAUUGUACUCCUGUUAAAACACGAAAACGAGCUUCUGUUAUUCCAUCGGAACCUUCAGUUGUAGAAGAGAUUGAAAAUAUUUCAGAAAAUAAUAGUUGUAUACCAUUAUCUAAUACAUCAAUAAUAGAAACAGUAGAAACAAUUGUUGAUACAAAUAAUGAUAAUUUAUCAUCAUCUACUGAUAAUAAUAAUAUACUUGAUAUUAUUAAUAAUCAGGAAAAAAAAGUUGACAAUAAUUAUUAUCAAGAAAGUGUUAAUAACAAUAAAUCUACCGAAAAUAAUGACUAUAAAAUUAAAGAUAAUAAUGAUUUUACUGUUAAUCAAGAAAAUUUAUCAUCAUCACCUGUAUUACAAAUAAAUAUUAGUAAAGAUAAAACUCAAGAAUUACAUCAAGAAACAACAAUAAUUAAAGAUGUAGAAAAAUUACCAUCGUCUUUGUCACCUGUUGUUGUACUAGAAAUAAAAUCACCAAUUAAACAUAAUGAUAAUUUAAUAGUUGAUGAAACAACAUCAACAAUAAUAAAUCAUGAUGAUAAUAAAUUAUUAUGUUUUAAAACAUCAACUAUUAUUAAUUCAGAUAACUAUCAAAAAGAAACUCUUUUAACACCGGAUAUUAAUAAUAAAAAUGAUAAUUUAAAUGAUGAAAGUAAUAAAAGCUUUUCUUUAGAAAAAAGCCCAGGAAAUAAAGAAAAUUUUAAUAAUAAAAAUAAACUUUCCAAUUCAGUUAUAUUAUUAGAAAAUAAAUUUAAAAUAACUGCAUCACAAACUAUACCAUCAGUACGUAAAUCAUUAAAUAUAUUAAGUGAUAAUGAAAAAACAGAAGCAUCUCUUAUCAUUAAUAAAAGACUCAAUAAAUCUUUAGAAAUUAAUCCAUCGUCGACUGAUGAGUCAAAUUUAUUACCAUUAAUUCCCAAUGAUACUAAUAGAUCAUCUGAACUAUUAGAUUCAGAUAAAUUAACAACUAAUGAUGUAAUACUAACAACAUCAACAACAACAACAACAACAACAACAAUAAUUGCUGAUUCUAAUGAUAAUAUACAAAUAAACGAACAAGAAAAUGAUUUAAAUUCUUCUCAUAAUAAUAAUAAUAAUAAUAAUAAUAAUAAUAACAACAAUCACAAUGAAAAUUAUAGCAAUGAACAAGUUAUUUUGAAAUCAACUGAUGAACAAGAUGACUUUAAUUUAACUUGUUAUUCACCAAUAACAACAGAACAGGAAGAACAAGAAAUAUCAACUGAAAAUAUAAAUAAAUCAGAGAAUAAAGAUAAUGAUAAUAUUAUUAUUACCGAGUCUUUAUCAUUAGAGUUAUCGUCAAAUAUUAUACAUCAUCAUAACCAUGAUUCCACCCAAUCUAAUAAUAAUGAUAAUAAUGAUGAUACUGAUAAUGGUGAUAAUGAUAUCGAAAACUUAUUUCACGAUAUUCCUGCUGAUGAAUGGAAACAAAGCACAGAAACAGAUUCAAAUAAAGUAGAUAUUGAAUCAACAGCUGAAACAAAAAUAACUGAAACAACAACAGUAAUUCAAGAAAGUCAGGUAGAUAAUCAAAUACCAACAAUAGCUCAAGAUUCUGAUAAUAAUUUAGUUAAAAACAAUAAAGAUAAAGACAAACAACAAUCACAAGAUAUGGAUUGUAAUUCUGAUUCAAAUGAUACGCUAAUUUUAACACAAAAUAAUGAUGAGUUAUUAAAAUUAUCGAUUCAAGAUCAAGAUCAAGAACAACAACAACAUCAACAACAACAACAACAAUCAAUGCAGUUCCAGGAAUCAAUGGACGUUGAUAGUGAUGAUAAUGAUACAGAAAUUGAACCAGAUCUUCAAGAAAAUAUAAAAAACGAAUAUUUAUCAAAAUUAAAUAAAAAAAAACGACAAAGUGAUGUCGUUAUUCAAACAUCUGAUGAUAAAAUUUCUAAUAGUAAUGAUGAUGAUAAAAAUAAUGAUAAAUCAAUAUCUAAUUGUAUUUCAUCAAUAUGCUCAUUAUCAAAUAAUACUAAAAAUAAUAGUUUAUCAGAAAAAAUUUCUUCGCCAAUUAAAAAAGUAAAUAAUUCUACUACAGCUGAAUUUUUGUCAAUUUCAUCAUCAUCAUCAUCAUCGUCAUCGUCAUCGUCAUCAUCAUCAUUGCCGCCAAUAACAUUUACUGAUGAUAAAAUAAAUAUCAGUAAAAAUAAAAAAUUAUUAAGAAAAUCACUCGAUUCAGCUAAAUUUAUAAUUUCUAAUGAUAAAAAUAAAACUAAUAAAAAAUUAAAUUCUUCCUUUAAUGAAAAAUUAGUUGAAUCAACUGUUGAUACUGAAAAUAUUAUUGAUGAUACCAAUCAUGAUAAAAAAAAUCAUUCAUCAGCUAGUAAAUUAAAAGUCAUUAAUAAUAAAAAUAUAGUUUCAGUAGAUAAAAUAAUAUCACCAUUAAAUAAAUCAAAUAAUAAUAAACAACAACAUCAACAAUCAUCAAAUGAUGAAGAUGAUGUAUUUUCUUCAAAUUAUAAAUUUAACAGUAAUAAUAAAAAUAAAUCAAAAUCUAAAAAAAAUUUUGAGAUUAAUUCCGAUUCAGAUGAUAAUUACGAAGAUGAUCAUAGUGAUAGUGUAAAUAACAAAAGUAUUGUGACUGCUCCAUCAGUUUUAUUAAAUGAUGAAGAAAGUUCUAGUAGUAUUGGAAACGAUAAUAACUAUUCUUCAAGUGAAAAUGAUAAUUCUGAUAUUGACUCUGAUAUCGCUCGUGAAUAUAAUUUUGAUGGGAAUAGCGUUUCUGAAUAUUCAGAUGAUAAUGUAAUUGGAGAUGAGUGUCGAGAAUCUGAAACAGAAAUAUCAGAUGAUGAUGAUGAUCAAGACGAUGAUAUGGCAGAUUUUAUCAAUGAUGAUGAUGAAGAAGAAGACGAAAUCGAAAACGAAGAAGAAGAUGAAGAUGAAUCAUCAAUGUCAUCAUUAUCCGAUGUUAUUAAUCCUGUUGCAGAUCACAAAAAAGCGAGUAAAAUGGAAAAAAAUGAAGAUGAAGAUGAAUCUGAAUCUGAAUCUGAAUCUGGAGAAGAAGAUGAAGAUGAAAAUUAUGUAGAUAACGAUGAUAAAGAUGAAGACGAUGAUGAAGAUGAUAAAGAAAAAGAUAACGAUGGUAACGUUGAUGAAAUAGAUGAACAAGAAGUAAAUUAUAAAUCCGGUUUAAGUAAAGUACAAAAAAUUUUAAAAUUCGAUUCUUACAAUACGGAUUAUGAAAAUGAUGAAAAUAAACAUAAUAAAAUUUAUGAUUCAGUUGAUGAUACAUUAUCUAAAAAAUUAAAUAACAAUUUUUCUUCAAAUAUUAUUAAUAAAAAACUACUAACCAGAGAAACUAAAUCUUGCAAUAGUACACCAAUAAAUUCAAAGUUUUGUAUGCGUCCAUCAAAAUCGGUCGAUUCAAAAAUACAAAAAAAUAAAUCUAAAAAACUAAUUAAUAAUAAAUUAGAUAACGAAAUAAAAUCGGUUGGUAGCUUAAAAAAAUUAAAAUCACCAAAUGAUACAAAUACUGUUAUAUUUUCAUCGUCAAAACCUCAUAAUAAAAGUAUGGAGACAUUAAAUUUAACAGAUCAUGAUACAAUAUUGCUAAUGAAGGAAAAAUUAAAUGAGACUCUUCCAACACUUAAAUUACAACAUCAUGCCAAUAAAUUGUCAUUAAAAAAAAAUAAACUUGAUAUUAAUGAAACAAACAAAGAAAACACACUAAAGCCAGUAAAUGACGAAAUAAAUUUAUCAAAGAAAAACAAAACUAAUAAAUCUUGUUCUUCAAUUACUGAUAAUCAAGAUUCUGUUAUUUAUCAGAAUGAAAUAAAAAAAUCGAAAAAAAAUAAAAAUCUUGAAUCGAUAACCAUGAUAACAACGAGCGAAUUUGAAAAAUCAUUUGAUAAAGAUAAAAAUAAAUUAUCUACACCCGAAACACCUGAUAAAAAAGUUGUUAAAUUAAUAAAGAAAAGUAAAAAAAAUAAAAAUACAAUAGACGAUGAUUAUAAAAUAUUGUCAUCUGUUGUUGUUUCCUCAAAGGGAAUUGAAAAAAACAAAAAAAAAGAAAAAAAAACAAAAGAAAACAUAGAAAAAAUUGAAUCCAAUAGUUGUAAUAAAUCUAAUGAAAAUAAAAAAGAUGGAAAAAAGUUAUCACCGUUACCAUCAUCAUUAUUAUCAACUAUUAAAAAUUCAAAAUUGCCAUCAACAAAAAAUAAUUUAAAAAGACUUUCAGAUGAUGUUAUUGAAAAUCUAUCCGAUAUUCAGCCACAAAAAAAAAUAAAGCUUUCUUCGACAGCUUACGAAAAAAUUGUUCCAACUAAAAAAAUGUUUGACAGUAAACAUCCAAAACCUGACAAUAUGAUAAUUGAAACCCAACAAGAAUUUUUACCAUCAAGUUCUAAUGGUGGUACAACACAAUUUUCAGUUAUAAAUAUUAAUAAAUCUAAAAAACAGCAAUCUAAAAAAUCAGCAGCGGCAUAUUCAUUUCGUCAACGUAUAUUAGGAAGAAAUUCUCGUCAACCAAUUUCUGCGUAUCUUAUGUAUCAACAAAAAAAGAAAACUUUAUCUAAAGAUAAAUACUAGUUAUUGUUUUAUUAAUAUGCAUUUACUUUUAUUGAUUAUCAUUAUUAUUAUAUUUAAUGUUUUUUUUUUUUCUUUUAAUCAAACAUAUGUAAAUGUGAGUAUGACAAUACCUUAAAGUCAUUCAUUAAAUUGAUUAAUUCAAUUUUAGUUGUGUAUUAUCAUUAUUGAUAAUAAUAAAAUUAUAUUUAUUAUUUUCAUACUAUAUAAUAUAUAUUUUAUAAUUCACAUAAUAAAAUACGAAUUAA